GCCUGACGCCAAAGAUCAGCCAAGAUGGGUACCUCUCCAAAAGCUGUUCCACAACAAAAAACAAGAACGUUGAAUUUUUGUUAACGGUUUCUCUGAUGAAAUCUGACGAUCCUGAAUCGGAUAAAACAGUGUCCAUUAGCCAUAUACAGCAGCUUGUUUCUCGCCAGCUGCCUCGCGUGAUCACAGCGAUUCCAGGGAAAAAAUCAUGGUCUAGCGAGAGCGACAACGGAGGCGUUGCUAGGGCCACUGUAACUCAUUCAGAAACCGGCACGAAGGUCAGGAGAAAGCCGAGAAAGCUAGUGUCCGAGCUUGCUGCCGAGGUUAAAAGAGGGAAGGGAAGGGCGAGAAGAAGGAGGUCUGCUUAUUCCCCUUCUGUUGAUACAUCGCGGGCGAGGGCAAGUAGCGAUGUAGUGCGUUUGGCUGUCAAGGAGUUAGGCUGGCGUGAGGUACGUUAGCAUGCAAUUUGAUUAUUUAAAUACUUGUGUGAGUAUUUAAUUUGUUUCCACUUUCAUUACAAAAACAGAAAACCUAUAAUCCAGGUGCUUGCUAAAUUUUUUAUUUAGGCCUUGGAAACAUAGCUUAACUGUUCUAAAUUUGGAACGUCUUUGAUCAACAAACACAGCACCGUGUCAACACAUGAAACAAUACAAAUCGUUCACUUAAGUUUACUUAGCAUUUAUCUUAAUCAUAAAUACAUUCAAUGCAAAAGAAAACUAUUGUAUGUACACUUGAAUAGAUAUGUUGGUUGGAUUAUAUCGGCGGACUGUUGAUGCGCUAUUAAUUUUCGUGUGUAUCUUCGAAGUCCGAGAGCAAGCUCACCCCGCGCCCCCACUCCUUGAAAGACGAAAAGAGAAAAAGAAAAAAAAACUGAAAGGGGCUAACUGCUUUUUCCGUAAUAUCCGCUCUUUUUAAGACGGAUGAAGCUUACAUAUUUUAAGUCUGAUCAAUUGCAGCUGCGCCUAGCCCCCCAAAACAAUCCCCCCACCCCCGGGCACAAUUUUUUUCUCCCUUGUAUGGCAAAUUCGCGGGGCUGGGGACUCUUGAGCUGUCAAAUUCCCCCGGUGGGGGGGGGGGACGAAAAAAGAGGGCAAAUCGACAGCAGUCUGUCAGCAGUGCAACAUUUUUCAUUGUUUGCACAGUUGAAUAGUGCCAUUUUGAGCAUUUUAAUGUGCAAUGUUUUUGUUUCAAUUAAUGUCUUCUUUGUAAUAGCACUAGGAUUCAAAUUAAGACUUCACACCGUGAUGACACCAGUUUAUGGUUUUAGUAUUGUUAUAACAUUAUUGACAUUAAAAUUAAUAGAGCGGUAGAAAGUUAUAUGUUAUGUCAAAUAGUUUUAUAUAUAUGAAAGGAUGUUCCUCAAAUAAUAUCAACAGAAAUUUGAGUCAAUUUUUAAUAAGCAUAACUGAAAAACGUUGAUUCACGUCCAUAGCUUCUGAUUUCACCAUGUAAAUCUGGCUUGAUAAGCAAUGAAGAAAUACAUGCAUAAAAUCAAGGACAAUUGUGCCUUUACAAACCUCUUCAAUUGUUUCCUGUCCUCGAGAAAUAAACCAAUAUGCUUGUUUUUCUUGUAAAAUCCUCUUUGUGUAGUUAUAUUCCAGUAGGAAACUAUGUGUGUGUCAAAAGCUUGGGAAAAGCCCUGGGGUUGGCAAAUGUCCAGCCCCCGGGCAGAGCUAAAUUUGCAAAGGCCCCACCCUAGAGACUGGCAAGGUGGACAAAUGCCCCGCAGUAGCAGGGGGGACCUGAGCACUGCUGGAAUUGACUGAUGCAUUAAGCUAUAACUGUUAGUUAAUUUUCCUGUUAAAAUAAUACAGAUCCCGAGAAAAAUAAAAUGCUGAAUAAGUAGUUUCUCCUGGUGUUAAGACAAAAACUUCUGUGCAGUUACAUGGUAUAAGGAAAAAACAAUUUUUUUCACUUCAAUAGUUCCCAGUUGAUCAGGAGAAAUGUUUUAUCUGAAUUUCAUAGUGCUAUAUAUACUGACCUGUGACUCUUUUCUGAUGCAGCUUCCUACAGGUAGACGUAAAGGGUGUGACUUUUACUGGCUUGAUGGACACUUUGAGAUGCCUGAGUAUCCAGGGCAACUCAACAAAUUUUUUGGUAAGAAUGGAUUCCCCACAGAAAAGAAACACACUGAUAUUGGGUUAUUCCAACCCCCCCGCCCCCUGCCCCCAAUGGAAGGCAAGAUUUUUCAACCGCCCUCCACCCAGAUUUUUUAAAACGGGAGGGACAAAAGAAGUGUUUAAAUAGAAUUAAUUGUUGUCAUAAUUAUGUAAUUAACCCACCUAGAAAAACUAUAUUUUCAUAUUUUGUUUUUAAUUAUGAAUUGUAACAAUAGUGGCCAGAAUCUUUACUUUUUGAGAAGUAAGUGCAUUUCAAAGCUGAAAUUUCCUAUUACUAAUAUGGGUCUCAAGAGCUCUCCCCAUUGGCAUAUCAAGUGGAGGGUCCAGGCGGGCCACACCAAAAAAAAAUGGUCCUUUCCUUUUAACUCAUCAAGUUCAAGGAGCUGACCAACCUGAUUUUUCUCCUAACAAUAUCUGACAUCAUGAAGAGAAAAGGCUAUAAAGUUAAGAGUAUAGACAGAAAUAAUCACCUACCUAAAGAAAAAUGCUUUCUUUCCAUCUCAACUAAUUCUUCAAGGAAAUGUGUGGAGAUCAGUCUAGAGAAAUUGUACGUGGAUGUGUACUGGGGUUCAAAGGGUUAUUUAAUGACCUUUUCCUCUUUCUUUAAUUUUUAUUUGCAAAAAUGAUUUGUUCAAGUACACCUGCAGCCAGAAACGUCCCCAGCAGCGAGGCAAAACAACUUUCGCAGGCUACACUACAUGUAGUACACACAAUGUUAAAGUACUACACUGGUUAAUCUGUUCACAGUGAUCAAUUCACCUUAGCAAGCCAACGAGUGAUACCAUUUUUCAGCAAUUUUAUUAUUUUGUUCUUCUUUAGGUAUGUCUGAAGCAGCCCAUAAAGUAGAAUUCUCAAGACAAAUCAACAGAAUGCAACUGCUUUUCCCAAAUGACUUUUCCUUCUAUCCCAGAACUUGGAUAUUGCCAGAUGAAUAUGGCGAGCUUCUUGAAUUUGCAACCAGAGAAAAGAAAUCACCAACUUUCAUUUUAAAACCUGAUGGCGGAUCUCAAGGCGAUGGCAUUUUUCUAACUCAAAAUGUUCAUGAUGUACACAUGAGCACUGCUCUUGCAAAGUCGUCCGUUGUACAAGAAUAUAUAGCAGAGCCAUAUCUCCUGGAGAAGUUUAAAUUUGACCUUAGAAUUUAUGUCGUGUUAAAGAGCUUGGAGCCUUUGCAAGUAUACAUAUGCCGGGAGGGUAUGGCACGCUUCUGCACAGAGCACUAUCAGCCACCGACACCUAAAAAUAUUUUCAAGACAUACAUGCACUUAACAAACUAUUCUCUUAACAAGCAUAGCCCAAGAUAUAUCCAAAGUGAUGCAGGUGACAAGGGAAGCAAACGAAAGCUUAGUGCAGUCUUCAGACAACUGGAAAAGGAAGGAUGUAACAUACAUCAUUUGUGGGCUGAAAUAGACAAGGUUGCAUGUCAGACUAUUAUAGCAAUUUUACCAAUUUUGAAACUUCAAAAUCAAAUCAUUACUGCGGAGAUGAAACGUAAACUCAGAAGCUUUCAAAUCUUAGGUUUUGACAUUUUGCUGGAUAAAGACCUUAAGCCGAUUCUUCUUGAGGUCAAUUCCAGCCCAAGUUUAAGGAUUGACCAUGAAGAGGAGGUGAGUCCUGGGAAAGUGGAAUGCUUUGUGAGCACAACUGAUCUGGAUAUCAAACUUCCAAUUGUCAAGGACUCCAUGUUUCUUGCGUGGCAAAACAGAAAGAGGUACAUGUACAAUUCAAAGUGGUUACUUAUCAAACUAUAGUACUGUUAUUUGUUUACAUUAGCUUCGACAAAUUAUGGCCAUUUUCACACCUGAGAAGGAUGAUCCAUCAAGACAGAUGGUAUAAUCCGUCUGAUACAUUAUGUUUUCCAUCUUAGUAUGGAUUUAAAUUAGAUACUUUAGAUAAUGCCUUGUCACGUGCGCAUUCACAUCCAAUGGAUGAACCAUGCCUUCAAAGCUCUAUGUGAGGUUACCAAUCCAUUACAGUGGUGGAAAUUGCUUAUUUAAAGUCAAGAAAGUAGGAAAAUGAAAAGCUCUAUUUUACUACUUAAUCGAAAAGCUUUAAAACUAAUCAAUAUGGAAAUUAACACUUCAGAGAAGUCCCUUUAGAGGUUAUGUAUCGGAUUAUAUUUCCAUCUCAGAUGAUAAGACAUAAGGUACAGGUACAUACAGUUCACUUCUUUGUUAGCUGGACAACUGGCCUUGAGACCCAGGGAGGGAGGUACUGCCAUAUAUGGGCUAUAAAGGUUAUUUACCACCAUGAAGGGUAUGGUUUUCAAGCAGUUUAGUCUAGGAUAGGGUAUAGAAAUCAGAGAGUCUGGGUCUAGAACAGGGUAUUGUUUUCCAGGAAACUGAUCGGUGGGUUGAAGAUUUCACAUGCAGUCUAGACAAGAGAUUGGGAGAUCACAUUCAAAAAAAUGAAAUCAGCAGAUUGAAAUUUUACCCGUAACUCCCUCAGUUGUGAUCAAUAGCAAAAAAAAGGGUCAACCUCAGAAGUUUCUGGAAAAGUUAUAUCAACUCUUACUCUAGGAUAGGGAGGGUUUUUGGAAGUUUGGUCUAGUGUACUAGGUAGCAAAGUUAGGCUGCACAAGGUCUAGUAAAGGCUAAGGGUUCCAGCCUGGCCCCAGCGGAACUGGGAACUGUUCCUUGCCAUCUGCCUUAAAUAUCUUCUGACUGGUACAACUGUAGCUCAACUUUAACUAUAUGGCAAUAUGACCACCUUCAAAUCUUCUGCUAUUUGUGAAUAACUGCAUUGUUCUAUUCUUUGUCAGUGAUGAAAAUCCUCCAGAGGUGUCCGGAUGUCUGCAUCAAAUUUACCCCAAGCUGGCCUCGCAACUGGAUUACUUCCGAGUUGUGGAAAGGUGUCUAACAUUGUUCAGACACUUUGUAGGUGUCCGCAUGUCCAACAAGAUGGGUCCAACUUCGUUCAGAAUGAUGGCAAGGUAUGGUGGUGUGUUUCUUUUCAGUAAGUGAAAGUUGUCAACUAUGGUGAUAAUUCCUUGGUAUAAAUUAGACAGUCAAUAUAUUGCUACAUAUGUUUCAGGGCUGCUCGCUGCCACUGUAAGAUUUCAAGUUGCCGGGUGAUUGCAAGUAGUAGGCGGGGAAUUGAACUGCUAGAAAGCUUUAUGAAUUCUUUUCCUAUGAAUAUUGCCAGGGGUCAUGCUGGUAAUAGCUAAGGCAGAUCCUGUGCAGGCUGUGAAAUCCAUACUGACUGCAGCUUUCCCCUGGCUGCAUGUCAAUGUUGUCGCCAUUAGAGUUGAUAUAAAGUAUAAAUGAAGAGAACUAAAAACUAAUACACUCAUGUAGAAGUUCAGGGACUUGGGACUCUAUAAAUAUACAAGCGCCAAUACAUAAAAUCUGCACACAGACUAGUGCUUAUACCAGUUGCCUUUACAGGGCUCAAAGUAUAUCAGCACAGUAGCUAGGCAUUUUUAAUAAAUAGAUGGCAGCUACAGAAUCAAAUUUUUAAACAAAGCAUGUUUUAAGUACUGAGCACCCCAGAUCACACUUUGUGUUUCGCAACUUUUUUUCUUAGAGAUCAUAACAGCGGUCUGCAUAUAUGACCAUGCUCCCAGCCCCCUACAAACUACAAACAGACGUUAAACACCAUUGAUGAUGAAAAUGAAUACAAUCAACAAAUUUUAGACCGGUUUACAUGUAAUGUGUAUCAUUCGAUUAUUUUAUUUGUAGACGAUGUCGUCUAACAGACUUUGGCUUCACACUUGCUGCAUUUGAUAUCAUGUUUAUCAAUAUGAGCCGCCGACAUCCAGCUAGUGAAACAGGCCGUGCAUCUCUCAACUUCAAUGGUUUUUGUGAGUCACUGAUUGCAAUUGGACAUAAAAAGUUUGCACUGACCAUGAGGCGCAAUCCAGUGCAAAUAUUGUUAACUGUUUUGAUACACUGUGAGCAACACUUACGGUUAGAAGUGAAGGCUAAAGAGGUAUCAUCACGACAGAGGACAAUCAACAAUAUGCCACCAUCCAGACUGAGUGAACGCAAAAUGAAGAGUUGUUUUCAUUUGCCCACAAGUCCUUUCAUCAAAGAAGGAAUCCUGUGAAGAACCAUCCACCACGAUUACUAACAGCCUGUUAAAAAUAAUUACCAUACAAGUGGCAGCCUAGUGGCAGAUCCAGGCAAUUGGAAGGGGCUACAGACCCCCUCUAAAUAAUAAUUCAUCCAAUAAUAAAAACUGAUCGGCAAGAAUAAUAAUAGCCAGUUCUGACUAAUGGUUAACACUCUUAGUUUACUAAAAUAACUUGCACAAUAAAAUUUGGCCAGUCAAGAGUCCAGUCAUAAACAGAAUUCCACUAUUUGUCAGGACCGUUCAGCCAGAUCAGUCUUUAAAAUAAAUGUAUGUAAGGCACUAAUGGGCAGAAAAUUUCAUUUUCAAAAUGGUCAGUCUGGCUGGCCAGUCCUGUCUUUUGACGAGCACCUUAAGUGUCUACAACCCUGGUCAAAACGUCUUGGGACACUUGAGGAAAUUAGGCACAAAGAUGCACUUUGCUAAAUUAACUCAUAUUCUACCUCUUUCCAAAAAAAAUGACAGAUGUUGAAUAAUGGGGCAACUUUAAACAUACCCAGUUAUUCCUUGAGCAGUGUAAUGAUUUUGUUGAAUUAAAACUUGAAUUAUUAUUUUUGUCAACACUGCACUGAGGGGUUCAAUGGACACUAUUUUGAGUGGCAGGUGAAAUUAAUGUUUUUGACAUGAUUUUGCAUUAGUGUCCCAAGAGUUUUGACCAGGGUUGUAGUAAGCAAUUUGCAGCCAUGCAGUGGCUCACAUUUUGCUUGCCAAGCCUAGGGCAACCACUUGCUUGUCUUAGUUUAUGAUUUUAGUUUGAGGAUGACUUGCCUUACCCUGUGAGCAGAGGCCCUUCCAUCUUCCCAUCUAGGAAUAUCCAAAGGCCUCUGUUCGCAGGGUAGACUUGCGUGGACCCUUCCCCAUUGGGCAAGUCAGAUAUAAAAGGUACUUGCCUUGCAAGAAUAAAGCUACUUGUCCUGACGGGACUUUUUUUGAGCCCUAUAGCAUAAUAUGGAUCUUCAUUAUUAAUAGAAGCAUAAGGUUGGAAAUGAUUAGUUCUAAAUAUUAGUUUCAAUGGUGAGCUCAAAGAUUAAAAUUCCUAUAUCCAACCUUACAGGGAGUAAGGAGAUGCACAGGCCACCCAGGAUAAAAGAGAAGUUUUCAAAAGUUUUUAAACUGGCAAGGUAAUUCAAUUAAUGUUGACAAUGUUGUUGUUUUGUAUUCCUUCAGUUCUAUUUGUGAAAAUGGGAAGUGGGGAACAAGAAAAUGGAAAAAAUGGAAAUUGAGACAUUUUAAGCUAACUGGAAUUUUAAGGUGUUACCUUGAAAAUUAUUACAAUUUCUAUAUUUUAGAUUAUCUGGUCCAAAAAAAUGUGGUUGGUGGUUAUCAAAAC
Porites lobata is the source of this 7518-nucleotide messenger RNA. The record is from the annotation of a GenBank genome assembly. NCBI's taxonomy places the organism in Eukaryota, Metazoa, Cnidaria, Anthozoa, Scleractinia, Poritidae.